Molecule: messenger RNA, 489 nt
Organism: Ordospora colligata OC4
Lineage: Eukaryota; Fungi; Microsporidia; Ordosporidae
Product: transport protein particle complex protein
Exons: 1
Coding region: 1-489 (162 amino acids)
Source: RefSeq, a predicted model, not a curated record
AUGAUAAAUAGGCGUGAUGAGCAUGGAAUGGGAGCUGAUGCAUUUGCGCUGAUGUUUGCGUCAUUUAUAAGCAAGGUGCAUAUGGAUGAUAUAGGAAGUAGUAGGAAGAGAUUAUUUGAGGUAGGAAAGCGGAUUGGAGAACGGAUAUCAGAUGACUUCUUUAUGUAUGCAAAGCCUGUGGAGGAGAUGGAUGUGGAGAAGGUGAUGGAGAGUGUGUCGAAAUGUUUUUUUCCGCUGUACUUUUCGUAUACACCGAGGGUUGAUGCAUGUUUUAUUACCUUGGAAGACUUUUGUGUGUUGAAGUACAGCAGGAAGACUGAUGAAUGCAUUGAGGUUCUGUGUGGGAUUUUGCAAGGAGUCUACUGCUGUGUUGUUAAGCAAGAUGUUGUGUUUGAAGUUGGUCUGAGGAAGAGUGAGUAUUGCAUUGCAGUGAGAACAGAGAAUGAAAGGAAGGAGCCUGUUAUUAUUGGAAUGAAUGGUAUUGAAUAA